Messenger RNA from Cercopithifilaria johnstoni, 333 nucleotides. The record is from the annotation of a GenBank genome assembly. NCBI's taxonomy places the organism in Eukaryota, Metazoa, Nematoda, Chromadorea, Rhabditida, Onchocercidae.
AUGGAUGGACCACCUAAACGUCGUAGUCGUAGCAGGGAUCAUACUGCCAUUCGCGGCUUCAACCAUUUCAAAGGGAUUGUUCUGAAAACUUUGAUAAGACAUCCGAAGAAACCAAAUUCUGGAAAUCGUAAGUGUGCACUGGUGCGUUUAAGUAAUGGUAAAGAAGUAUGCGCUUAUAUUCCAGGUGUUGGUCAUAAUUUGCAAGAACAUUCGCAGGUAAUGGUACGUGGUGGACGUCGGCGUGACCUACAAGGUGUACGAGCAGAAAUAAUACGUGGUAAGCUUGAUUGUGCUCCAUUGCGGAAGAAAGCAAAAAAAGCAGCAGCUAAAUAG